AUGACUAAUACCAAAGAAUCUAAAGAAGCAAAGAGUCUGCCAAGUAAGGCAGCCACAUCUCCAAAAACUAAAGUUACAAAUGUAACCACAGCAGCUAAGUCAGAUACAACAACUAAAACCGAUGUAACCACCACGGCCACCACCAAAACAGCCACAACAACAGCCACAAAAGAUGAGAAAGCAUCUGAUACUACAUCAGCCACUAACGGUAAUACAUCAAACAGUAAAGAGAAAUCUCUGUCUGAUGCAAGUAUAGAAAAAUAUGCCGAAAUAAAGAAUAAAUUAACCCAACAAAUCUUACGAAAACAAGAAUUAACUGAAAAAUUAAAUUCAUUAGAAGAUUCAAUCUAUCAAAAGGAACUAGACUAUUUUGAAGAGAGUUCAAUAGGUAAUAUUGUAAAAGGGUUUGAAAACUUCUCUAAAAGUGGAGGUGGAGGAGUUGGAGGGAAUAAAAGAAGAAUUACUUAUACAGAAGAUGAUCAUAUUUUUAGUUUAAGUUCAGUUAAUUAUAUAAAAGGAUUAAUGAAACGACAAGGUAUAUCAAACAUAAGUUCAAGUACUGGAGGUGGAGGGAAUAAAGAUGAUUUUGAUGAUUAUGAAGAUUCAGUGGAUCCAACUGGUGGUAUAAAUGUUGCUCAAAAGAGUGGAUCAAGUGAUAGCAUUAGUAGUUCUCUGGCGGGUACGCCGUCAAGAAAGAGAAAGGCAAGAACCAUGGAUGAUUAA
Hemisphaericaspora subhashii is the source of this 723-nucleotide messenger RNA. RefSeq names its product Eaf6p (gene EAF6). The record is from RefSeq and is a predicted model, not a curated record. The transcript has a single exon. Gene Ontology annotation, cellular component: NuA4 histone acetyltransferase complex. The coding region runs from base 1 to 723 and encodes 240 amino acids. NCBI's taxonomy places the organism in Eukaryota, Fungi, Ascomycota, Pichiomycetes, Serinales, Debaryomycetaceae.